Cordyceps fumosorosea ARSEF 2679 is the source of this 2232-nucleotide messenger RNA. Its product is annotated as HET domain protein. Bases 1 to 2232 code for a protein of 743 amino acids. The transcript is spliced from 2 exons. Lineage: Eukaryota; Fungi; Ascomycota; Sordariomycetes; Hypocreales; Cordycipitaceae. The record is from RefSeq and is a predicted model, not a curated record.
AUGUAUUUCCAAGCUCUGGACCGAAAUGACCACCAGAUCCGGCUCAUACGACGCCGCAUACACACCUUCGAGUUCUAUACAAUCAUUGCCUCUCUCAAGUACCCGCCGCAGUACCGGGCCAUCUCGUAUAGCUGGGGUGGCAUGGACGAGAACCCUGUAGCCAUUACUAUCAACCGACUGACCUGGUAUAUACCUGUCAACUUGCAUUUUGCCCUCGUACAGGUCCUCGAUGAUGAUACUGUGCCAGACACCGACUUGCUCUGGGUAGAUGCCCUCUGCAUCAACAAAGCGGAUCAGAACGAGAGGAGCUGGCAGGUGGCACAGAUGCACGACAUAUUCGCAUCGGCCGAAUUUGUUUACUUCUGCAUCGGGCCCGAGGCCAAUGAUAGUAGCUGGCUGUUCGACUUUCUCCAGCCAUGGGGUCGCAAAGCUGCCGACGUUGGCGUCUAUCCCGGCGACAAAUUCUUCUUCAACAACGCCCACAAGGAUACCGAUACGACGAGUUCUACGCUCGGCGCUCGCAGCUUCAUUGACGAGCUCAUUAGCACGGAGAGCGUGUACAGCAAGCGCCUGCGCGACGCCAUCAAGGCUCUGGCGCGCAGGCCCAACUGGACGCGAUGCUGGAUCAUCCAUGAGCUCGUCCACGCCAAGCGCGGCGUUGUCCUUUGCGGGAACAAGCGUAUGCAUUUGCACCGGUUCUACGCUAUCAUGCGCGCUCUCAGCCGCGUUCGCGCCUGGCGUGGCGAUGCACCGCCCCUCGGCGACGGCUACGAGUUCAUCCCUGACCCGUCCAGCAACGCCCUACUCGGCAUCGACGGCCGCUUGAUCUGCAUGGGCGGCGAGAUGCUCUAUGAGAGCCUGGAAACGACGAUGCACUGGUAUCUCACCCGCUUGGCGUCCACGUACAAUGCACCCAACUUCCCAGGCCCAUUUUACCAAGCGACCGAUCCGCGGGACGUUAUCUUUGCGUUUCUUGGCGCCGCAUCUGACUGGGAGCACCUCGACCUCUCUAUCGACUACAGAAAAACUACCCGUGACGUGUACACUGCGGCCACAGUGGCCAUAUAUGCAGCCUGCCCGGGCCAGCUUCUUCUGGAGCUGGCGUCUUUCCCCAAGGACACUGCCGACCUGCCAACCUGGGUGCCCGACUGGCGCCGCAUCGGCCGCCUCGGGAUCCAGGAGCCGCUCAGCGAGGACGCUUCUUUUCAGCUCUUUCGCGUCCCGCAGGUCGUAUCCCGCCUGACAAUCGUCAACGGGUACAUCCUGCAGCGUUGCGGAUUCGCCUGUGGCGUCGUUCGCCGCGCCUUCCGGGUCCUCGACUCUCAGAAAAACGAUGAGCAACACGCUCUCGCCCUGUACGCAGCGCUGGGGGAUGACCGUAAGGCCUGCGUUGACGACAUGCUCGAGUUUCUCCACCUCUACGCCCCCGACGGCGACGACGGCGACGAUGGCGACGGCAGCGAAGAGACAUCUGAGGCGCCCGAAACGCGCCUCUGGCGCACUAUUUCCGCGGACCGUCACCGCCAACUCCCGCUGGUCGAUAGGUUCAACCAGUGCUGCGAGCGGCUGCUGCGUUGUGAGCCCGUGAUGGCACCGGAGCUGUCUGCGGUGGCAAUCGCUUGGAUCCAAUCGUUCCCCGAAGCGGAUCUCGGCGAGCCCCUCCAGGCGCAAGUGAACGCAGCUGUCGAUGCCGCACAGGAGACAAUGUUGGAGGUGACGCGUAACCGUACACUCUUUGUGACGGAGGAGGGUAGGGCCGGGCUCGGCCCGUACCUGGCGAAACCCGGGGACGUGAUUGCGGCGCUGGUGGGUGAUACCGUACCGGUACUUCUGCGACCGAUCGACGAUGACCAGUAUCAGUACCUGGGUCAGGCAUUUGUGGAGGACAUGAUGGACGGCCAGCUUGACGAAAGUGAGUACAAGCACAAGGCGUUUAACCUUUUUGCGACCAGGAGAGGGGAGAGGGUGCUGGAGGAGGCCGAGUUGGGGUACGUGCUGGCGGCGGCGUUCGAGGUGCACAACGCGCUCUGCUACAUGGAUGAGGAGGGCGAGGACGAGCAGGCGGAGCUGGAGGCUCUGCGGACGCUGCAUGCCGAGUUUGCGAGGCAGGCUACGGCGCUGGGCCUGGACGGGGACGAGCGAGGUCGAUGCAAGGAGGAUCAUCUCGUGUUACUGUUCUUUCAAAAAUGGAAAGUGAGGCAAGAUGCACAAGUACUUCAUCACGAUAUGUAG